Molecule: messenger RNA, 909 nt
Organism: Striga asiatica
Lineage: Eukaryota; Viridiplantae; Streptophyta; Magnoliopsida; Lamiales; Orobanchaceae
Source: the annotation of a GenBank genome assembly
AUGGCAGCCCAUUUACAGAUUUCACUUAUUCUCCACAUCCCAACUCAAUUUCUCCCACACACCCACCACCUUCAACAAGAUCCUCGACGCUGUCGGAAAAUCAAGAAAAAUCGACCUUUUCUGGGAACUAACGUUAAGAUCUACAUAAUUGCCUUGAGAACGUUAGCUAUAGCUAGGGAGCUGAAAAAAUGUGUCGAGUUUUUCAAUUUGAUGAAUGGGUUCGAGUAUGUGUAUAAAGUUGAGACCUUUAACAUAGUUGUUGAGUUUUUGUGUAAAAAAAAACUUAUCUUGGAGGCUAAUCAUAUUGUGGUUAAGUUGAAAGAUUGGAUCAAGCCCGAUGUGACUACCUACACAUGGUUGAUCUACGAUUUUUGCGAUGUGGGCAAUUUAAUCGAGGCCUCGAAGGUGUGGAAUUUAAUGGUGGACGAGGGUUUCAAGCCGGACGUGAACGCGAUUGAGGUCAUGUUGGAGACCCUUUUCAAGAAGAAUAAGUUCGACGAUGGCUUCAAGAUUUUCCACGAGACGCGUGGGAAAAGAAUAGAGUAUUUGGGCCUUUCGACUUACAAACUCGUGAUCAAAUGGCUUUGCAAGAAAGCCAAAAUGGGAGAGGCACGCAUCAUGUUCGAUGAAAUGCGUAUGAGAGGGAUAAAGCCCGAUAACGAGAUAUUCGGGUCGAUUGUUUACGGGCUUUUGAGUCGAGGAAGGAUAAACGAGGCUCGCAAAUUUUUAGAAGACGUUGAGAAUCCGGACAUAUCUUUGUACCAUGAGAUGAUCAGAACAUUGAGAAUUCGGACAUAUCUUAGAGAGAUGGAUUUCUUGCAUCUUGUGGCUCUUGUGAUAUUGGUUUGUUUGUCCGAAGAACGCAGAUUAAUGAAGUUGUCGAAAGGAGAUGGGUUGAUCAAGUUAUAG